AUGGGAUGGGCUCGCCCACGAUCGACCGAUCUGGAGGAAGACAGUGAAGACAGCGCUGUGAUCUAUGAAGCCAACCGCAUCGCCGCCGCCAAAGUGAAACGCGAAGCACGCAAAUCACAGCUGCGCCCAGUAAGCAACACCGACGCACAGCCGCUUUCAACGUGUCCUCGGUGUCAACGGACAUUCCGGGCACGAAUUGGCCUUAUUAGACACCUCCGGAUCAACUGCACCUCUCGGGCCGCACCGACCGUCGUCCCUCCGCUCGCCUCUUCCUCGUCCACUCCGCCGCCAACGGAAUCUGACCACUCUUCCGAACCACCACUUCCUCCUGCCGACAAGGAGGUCAAGUCCGGCGCUACAAGGAUAACUCAAAGACUUCCCUGCGACGCCUGGAAAGACCUCGUCCGGGAUCGACUGGAUUGGAGGAGGACAGUGAAAACAGGAACAGAAAUCUGCAAAGCCAACCGUGUCACUGACGUCAAAGCCAAUCGUGAAGCUGGCAAAUCACAAUUUCUUCCAUCUCGCAACGCCGACGCUCAAUCGUUCUUAUCUUGCCCACGCUGUCAGCGGACGUUCCGGGCGCCAGUCGGUUUUAUUGGACAUCUACAAACUAACUGCGGCACCCUGACGAUACCAGCCGAUAUCUCCCCGUCCGCCUCUGCCUCGCCCCCGCCCGGUCGAUAA
Spirometra erinaceieuropaei is the source of this 684-nucleotide messenger RNA. NCBI's taxonomy places the organism in Eukaryota, Metazoa, Platyhelminthes, Cestoda, Diphyllobothriidea, Diphyllobothriidae. The record is from the annotation of a GenBank genome assembly.